Megalops cyprinoides (Indo-Pacific tarpon) is the source of this 3203-nucleotide messenger RNA. RefSeq names its product regulation of nuclear pre-mRNA domain-containing protein 1B-like. The record is from RefSeq and is a predicted model, not a curated record. Gene Ontology annotation, cellular component: RNA polymerase II, holoenzyme. Lineage: Eukaryota; Metazoa; Chordata; Actinopteri; Elopiformes; Megalopidae. The transcript is spliced from 7 exons. Gene Ontology annotation, molecular function: RNA polymerase II complex binding. Bases 832 to 1830 code for a protein of 332 amino acids. Gene Ontology annotation, biological process: mRNA 3'-end processing.
GUUUGCAGAUAGUGACGGCGGACAGCACUUAGCUAACUACCUAGCUAACAAAUUAAACAGGAGCGCAGACUUCACAGUCGGUUCCAGUAAGCAUGUUUUAGGUCUCUGCGAUGGCGCAUCUAUGAAAGAUAGCCCGAGAGGAAUUUCAUUUUGGAAAAUAAUACGAUGUUCAUUGCGUGGGAUAGCUCACUAGUGAGCUAAUGCGUUAGUUAGCUAACUACUCUGCAAAUCCCAACGGUCAUAGCCUUUACCGCGUCCGGAUUCCGUCUGUCUUGGUAGCUCGCUGACUUAACUUAAAUCGGUUUCGACGACCGUGAAAGAAUUUGCUAGAAAGUAAGUAAAGUCAGAUCGAAGGGCGUACUAAUCGUGCAGUUCAGAUUCUUAGAUUUUGAUUACCUGACAUAGCUGCUAACUAGCUAGCAAGAAAGGAACUUUCAAAGUGCUCCGCGUUGCUACCGAGCUUAGCUAGACUGCUAGUCAGACAGCCAGCGUUAACUCGCAUGACUUUAGGAAAUCGGAUCGGCUGUGGUUACUGCUGCAUAUAGUCAAGGAGACAGGUUUGUCUUUUGGGUGUUGUUGGCUAGCCAUUAAGUUGGUUACUGCUAGCUGGCUAGAAGCUAAACGUAAACGUUACGAGACAGGUUGUCAGCUACACUGACACUAGCAGCGGUUGGUGGUAUGUUUGUUUAGUUAGCUAACAAUCGUUAAACGGACAAUUCUACAACUGAAACUGAAAAGUUUAUUCAUGCAGAGUGAGUAAUCGGUAGCUAGCUCUAACUAGUUAGAGCGGAACUGGCAAGAGACGUAUGUGAAUUCGUUGAAACAGACACAAUGUCGUCUUUCUCGGAAUCCGCGCUGGAGAAGAAGUUGGCAGAGCUUAGCAACUCUCAGCAAAGCGUCCAGACGCUGUCGUUAUGGAUCAUCCAUCACCGAAAACACUCGUCGCUUAUCGUUCACGUGUGGCACCGAGAACUGAAAAAAGCUAAAAGCAGCAGGAAACUCACUUUCCUGUACCUUGCCAACGAUGUGAUCCAGAACAGCAAGAGGAAAGGGCCAGAGUUCACCCGGGAGUUUGAGUCUGUCCUCGUUGAUGCCUGCUCCCACGUUGCGAGAGAGGCUGAUGAUGGCUGUAGGAAGCACAUGGAGAGGCUGCUGAACAUCUGGCAGGAAAGGGGUGUGUACCGAGCCGACUUCAUCCAGCAGCUCAGGCUGGCCAUCGAGGACUCCAACAGCCCCAAGCGCAAAUCCUCAGAAGAGAGGAGAGGUACCAAACGGUCCUAUCACAAGGCGCAGGAGGAAGAGGAGGAAGAGGAGGAGGAUGAUGACUACAGGGGACACUACUCUCCGAGGGACACUGACACCACAGGCCCAUUACUGACAGAGGAGCUGGUGAAGGCCCUGCAGGACCUCGAGAGCGCCGCCUCAGGGGACGCCGCCGUGCGGCAGAAGAUCGCCUCCCUGCCGCAGGAAGUGCAGGACGUCUCCCUGCUGGAGAAGAUUACAGACAAAGAGGCCGCGGAUAAGCUGUCGAAGACCGUGGACGAGGCCUGUCUGCUGCUGGCGGAGUACAACGGUCGCCUGGCCGCCGAGUUGGAGGACCGGAGACAGCUGGCACGGAUGCUAACCGAGUACAUCCAGUGUCAGAAAGAAGCGCUGUCGGAGAGGGAAAAAAAGCUGGAGGAGUACAAGCAGAAGCUGGCCCGGGUCACCCAGGUACGCAAGGAGCUCAAGUCUCACAUUCAGAGCCUGCCAGACCUGUCUCUGCUGCCCAACGUCACCGGGGGCCUGGCCCCUCUGCCCUCCGCCGGGGACCUCUUUUCCACAGACUGAGCCCUCUGCCCCAACCGGAGGGGCACCUCCACCACCGAGAAUUCCUCAAUAAUCCCCCCACCCCCACCUUUAACAGACAGCUUUAUCUUUGGGAAGACUACUGGGGAAGAUCCAGCACACGCCUCCCAGAGGUGGUGCUGUGCUCAGUGUUGAGGUCUGUGAAAGGCCGUCUGUGGGGAGUUGACUGUGAUUCCUGCAUCACCAGCUUCAGAACUGGAACCGUACAACUGCAUUCAGUAGCUUUGAAAAGGUUUUUAUCUUUUCCCUUUUUUUAAAACAAAAAAAAAAAAAUCCAUUUGUUACCCUCACAUGAAAAAAGGGUAAUAAAGAGUUAAGGUUUCCUUCAGCCGGGUCACCUAAGCUUAGUCUUUUGUAAAUUUAUUUAUAAUUUUCUGUUGGUAAUUUUGGUUUUUGGUGUAUUGGGUAGGAUAAUCUGACCUCAGUGGUGUGUGGAUUUAAUGUUUUUUUGUUUUUUUUUUUUUGUUUUUUUUUUUUUUUGUGAAGGGGCAUUGCUUUAGUACAGAAGCUAGGCUUGUAGAUCUGCUGUCAGCUCAAAAGGGUCAGGUGUGAGGCGUAAGAUUAACCUGCCUCUUUAACCACCUUUAUUCUGCUGUUACCAGAUGCACUGUUUUAAUUCUCUAUCACCAUCGCUUUGCGUUUGACCAUCAUAAAAUUCAAGCUCUCACCUUACAUUACAGUGGCAGUACAGUUUUUGCUUUGUACUUCUCUGAUGCACAUUAAAUUUGUAACUUAAGUAUGAAAGUUACUUACUGGACACAUGCAGUUUUUGGCAAUCCGCAUAUGGAAUUCAUUUAACUCUCUUUAAUUGUCACUGUUAUUUUCAUAGUAAUGAAUUAAAAGCAAUCAGCCCAACAUAAGGAUGUAUCAGCUGGCCAAAACACACUGUUUCAUGUUUAUGAGCUUUCCUUGACUAAUUCUGAUAGAAACUAAAGGCAAAUAAGGCUCAGCAUUGCAACUCCAAUUAAAGUCCAACAUUUAAGUAUCACAAAACCAAAUUGUGGGGAUUUUAUUUUGACAUUUGAUUUAUGAUUGUGAAUAUGGUUAUGUGCUUGUCAAAAGUACAGAAGAUUGGGAGUGUUAUAAGUUGUUUAAAUAUGUUUCCAGUGUCAUCUUCCAUGCCUCCAGUACAUUCAUAACAGACUGCAUUUUUAUUGUAUGUUUACAUCCUUGAUAGCAGACACUUCUCCAAAGGACACGAUUGAAACCUGGCAUUUAUAAUAAAAACUGACUACCAAAACAUCUUUGAUUGUGCUGUACACCACAACAGUGUUUGGACUUUAAUGGGUUUUCAGAAGUGUGUGUCAGAGAUGACUGUCUUUGCAUAAAUGUCAAAUCAAAAUUUGUAAAGGGAG